AUGGCUGCCGUCGUCAACAGGAGGGCCUUCCUCUCAAACGUCGUCGCCCUCUCUUCUCCUUCCUCGUACUUCAGGCUCACAACUUUGAAGCCUACAGCUUGGACCCGCACAGGCCUUUCUCGCUCCUACUCCCGCCACACAAAGACAAAGGUCCAAAUCGAAACCUCAGAACUAGAGCAAGAGAUCCGACACCUGGAAAAGACAAUUGCCGAACAGGAGCGGAAACUGAUCGCCAAGAGGGCGUAUGACGAAUCGAUCCGGGAAACCAAGCAGCGGUCCGAGGCUGCUCAAUCCGUGUACAAGUCUCUUACCUCGCCCAUUGCUACCACUGGAUCAUCAUCUGCGGGAGCAGGAGGAGCCCCAAAACAGAUCGGGGGUCAUCCCAAUGCCCAGUCAUACCUUCCUGAGACGUUCCUUCAGGAUCUGAAGCUUACUUUCUUGGACACUCGAGCGGACAGGAGUGAGACUGUGCGGAAACUCCAGAGCGGAUUGCCUACCUCGGAGGACUUGCGCUCUGCCGCCGCCGCUGCGCUGGGAUCGCAAGAACAGCAGGGCGAGUCGCAAGAUGCAGUUAAGGAAGGAACAGGAGUAAUGCCAGAGACAGGAUUGGCAGAGACGAUAGAGAAGGACAGCAACCAGCUGGCCUUUGAGAGAGUGCGGGAUCUGGGAGUCGACAAGUGGAACCAGCUGAUCUAUGUCAAUGCGUUGGAGGGUAACACCGAGAACGCAGAGAAGGUCAUGCGAUUGAUGGAGGAAGUCGGUGUACAGCCCGACUUGGACUCUUUUACUCACCUCAUGGAAGCCUACUACAACGCUGGCGAACUAAAGAAGGCCCAAAGCACCAUCGAGAUGAUGCUCAACAAUGGAAUUGUCCCAUCGAUGCCAGCAUUCAACUCGCUUUUGAAGAUCCACGUCAGGAGGAGAGACAUCACUGGUGCAUUCCAAGUCUUUGAGGUACUCAAGAAGCACCACAACCCAGACGUCGAAGUAUUCACCAACCUUGUGAAGGGCUGUCUCCGUGCGGACGAAUACGAUCUCGGCUGGAAGGUCUUUGAUCAGAUGCAACGUAGUGGCGCCACCCCUGUCGAAAACACCUACAGUCUAAUGAUCCGCGCUUGUGCCAAGACCGACCAGGUCGAACGCGCUCUUGAUAUCUUCAGGACCUAUCCGACCCGCAAACUCCAACCCACGGAUGCGACCUUCAACAGUUUGAUCCACGCCUGUGCGAUGCGGCCCGAGUAUUUUACGACGGCGUUUGCGUUGUUGAACGAAAUGCAGUCUGUCUAUGGAUUCGAGCCGGAUAUCUUGACAUACAAUACUCUACUAUUUGCGUGCUCUAAGCGCCAGGAUCUUUUGACAGCACGGAGAGUCUUCCAGAAGGUCGUGCAGCUCGAUAGUGAGGGAAUCUUGAAGCUGGAUGGCGUGACGGUGACCAACUUUUUGUGGUGUGUGACCGAGUGGAAAAAUACGGAUGUCCAUCUCAGGAGCUUCAAGCUGCGUCACCGCAACAAUGCCGCAGGACAGAUUGAAUCCCCUACAACCACUCCUGCUUCGGUGACUGAGAGCGCGACGACGGAUAUCUCCCUGCGGCCUUCGUAUUUCCUGUUGCCCGAGAGACCUCCGGCAAACGAGCAUGAGGCGUUGUUGGAAGGAGAAUCUGUCUUUUCUUGGUUCGUCUCCCGCGCCGCCUCUGAAGCCGAGAGCACGAGUACCGAAGAUGCCCAACAGCAGGACACAGAAUCAUCAGCCGUAGCAACAGCAACGGCAACGGCAACAACAACGGCAGCGGCAGUAACAACAGCCGUUUCGACAUUGCCUCUUCCACACCUUUCCUCGCAAUCACCCAUCAGAGCCCGCCUACUGAACGCCUACCUGGCAAUGUACGUCCGCCACAACUCGAUCGAGAAAUCAACGGAAAUCUACCGCCAGUACUUUGACCAUUUCGGCCGCACGCGGGACAGCUGGACAUACUCGACCAUGCUCGAAGGCUGCUACCACUGGAAGGAUGUUGACCUGGGGGCGGAGGUGUUUCGAGACUGGCGGGAUUGGCGGAUGAGCACGGGCAAGUUGACGGAGAAGCGGACCCGCUAUGCGGAUUAUCAGUGCUACCGCCGCAUGAUCAAUCUCUUGGCCAGGACGAAUCAUUUGGACGAAUCGAUUGCGCUACUAGAGGAACUGGCGAUUGCCGCCACCCCCACCAAUACCCGCCUACGAUCGGAGAUUGCCUCCGCUGCUGCCUCUGCUUCGUCGGCAUCCCCCACCACCACCACCACCACCACCACCACCACUUCAUUACCAUCUCCAUCAUUAUCAACAGAAGCACCAACAUCACCACCAUCAGCAUUAACUACUGCAACAACAACAACGAGCCCAUCAUCACUCUUGUUCCUGACACAAAUCCAGGACGAGUCCGUGUUACCGAUCUACCCACAACUCAAGGACUUCCCCAUCGUCUAUACCAAGACCUGGGAACUCGAGGACGAAUCUGCACGACGCCUCCUCCUCCGUCUCUGCCACUCCUCCCCCUCUUCUUCCUCUUCCUCCAAGCACUCCAAAUCUACACCCUCAGGCGCCGAAUCUGACAACGACGUGGACGAAGAGGACGGUAAGACGUCCAUCUUCCCAAUGCACUUGGAAGACAAGCGUCGGGCGCGGUACCAAAAGUCGCUUCGCAAUACGGCGAUUAAAUGGAAGGGCGAGCAUUCGCAUGGGCGACAGGAGAAGGGGUUCAUGGUUGGAGAGAGGCGGUUGAAGGAGUUGGAACGGGAUUCGGGUAAAAGGGCACAGGAUCAUCGACGUAGCUUCAAGGGUCCUCGAUUCUAG
Molecule: messenger RNA, 2823 nt
Organism: Linnemannia hyalina
Lineage: Eukaryota; Fungi; Mortierellomycota; Mortierellomycetes; Mortierellales; Mortierellaceae
Source: the annotation of a GenBank genome assembly